AUGGACACCACCAAGCACGACUACUCCCCCGUUGCCUCGUCCGAUAUAGAGUCGUCCCGAACCUCUGAUGAGCAGCGACGGGCCCUCCACAGACAACAUGGACGAUCCAUAUACUUCCACUAUACACUCUACUCCCUCUUACUGCUGUCAAACAUUGUGCUUUUCGGCCUCUGGUGGCGGGCCACUAUACUGAGCGAGGUGUGCGUCCGACCAAAACUGUCUUAUUCUCCCGCCAAACAAGUCAUAUCCUACGAACAGCGACGUCUCAAACGGGAUAUCGAAAACAACGUGUUCACAGGCAAUCCCCGCCCCGAAUUCGACGCAGCAUGGAAACAUCUCCUCGAGCCCAUGACAAUCAAAAUCUCCUCCGAAGAACUCUCCCACCUCCCAGACCCAAGCAUCGCCUUCAAAGAUGGAUCAGGGUACAUCGCAGAGUUAGCCGUAUACCACGAAAUCCACUGCAUCAAACGCAUCCGUCGCCACUUCCAUCUCGAUCGGUACUAUCCCAAUAUGACGGAAGAUGACCGUAUCCGGGAGGAGGCCCACAUCGACCACUGUCUCGAGUACUGGCGCGAGGCAGCCAUGUGCCGCGGCGAUACGACCCUGGCGACCUUCCGCUGGGUCGACGGGCUGCCGUAUUCGCGGGUGUAUAGCGACCACGAGUGCGUGAACUGGGAGGCGCUGGAUCAGUGGGCGCGAUCGAGGAUGGUGGAUAUGAGUGACUAUGGGAUGUUGGUGCAGUAG
Messenger RNA from Aspergillus pseudonomiae, 744 nucleotides. RefSeq names its product oxidase ustYa family protein. Lineage: Eukaryota; Fungi; Ascomycota; Eurotiomycetes; Eurotiales; Aspergillaceae. Gene Ontology annotation, biological process: mycotoxin biosynthetic process. The record is from RefSeq and is a predicted model, not a curated record. Bases 1 to 744 code for a protein of 247 amino acids. The transcript is spliced from 4 exons.